AUGGUUGCCGACUGGAAAGUUAUUGGAGGGACAAACUGCUCAUAUACAGUAUGUUUAUGCCAAGAGAAUAACUGCCAUUGUCCCCGGUAUAACUACAGUGUCACAGAGAACAGUCCCAUAAAAAGAGAAAUUGUGAUUUCUGGUUUGAAUUGUGAACCUGAGGCCCUGUUUUGCAUUCCUGUCAGUAGAGAGCUGAACAGUCAAUCCAGUCAUCCAUCACCCCCAUUAGCAAAUUGCACACUCACUUCUCGAGAAAAUGAAGAGUCAUCUCUAAGUGUAUUAGUUGCAAUAGUUAUCAUAUUGUCUAUCAGUGGGGCCACUGGAGUCAUUACGUUAGCAAUUUGCUGGAAAAAUUGUUGUGGCAUCAGAGACAAGUUUUCAGACAUAUGCAAGGCUACAAAGGUAACCAGCGACCAUCAAGAUGAUAAGGAAAAUAAUUUAGCACCAUUGGUUCAAAAAGUUGAAGCAAGAGCCUUGUCAUCACGUACAGCAGAACAGGAACAGAAACUGUUUGAAAAGGAUAGUGAAGAACUGGGAAUUUUACGCAAGGAUCUCAAUUCACCAGUCAUAAAACAGCCAAUCAGUUGUAAGGAGCCAGAAGCAGAAUCUGAUGUUGUCCCAAGUAGAGCUUCCAGACAAAUAGAAAAUAAAUAUAGAGUAGAUCAUCAGGAAUUGCCCACUGGAUCAAUGGAAAAUAAUGGAGCUAUGACAUGCCGAGUGUAACUGGAAAACACACCAUCUUAAGACAGGCAUCAUUAUUUUGGGCAGUCUAGUGUGGUGCAAUAGUGCCUGUCGCCAAUGUGGUAAUGAUCAUAUUUUAAAAUGCCAAAAAGGCAUGGAACAUUUGAAGAAAGCAGAGAUAUGUAUAUACAGAGAUCUCUGAACAAAGUCAAUCCACUGGCGUUUGUAACCAAUAUUUUUAUCAAAUCAGUGAAUGCAAACAUUCAGCAACAGCACUUUGUAAGUGUAAAUAACAAUAGAAUGUGUUUUUGUGAUAUUUUAUACUAUAUUUUCACUUAUUUUUGCUGAGCUUUCGGGUUGGCAUCAAAAUACUUUAACAGAUGGAAAGUUAGAACAUUGUCUUUUGGGUUGGUUUUUUUUUGUGUGUGGGAGCAUUUUCUUUUGAAAGUUUUAAUGAAGAUUUUCUUUUAUUUCCCACAUCGCAAACUGAUGAUGUGAUAGUUGUAUCACACGAUGUCAUAAUAUAUUGCUUUGAACAGUUUGUAAUUGCUAUUUUGUAGUCUUUCUAAUGUUCUAGCAAAAAGUUAAAAUGUGAUAAUCCCUUCUGCUCUGUGGUGUCACAUCAUAUUCACUGCCUUAACAGAUUUAUGAUCGAAUUCUUUCCUUUGCUAUCUUUAUUGUUGGCUUUUGUCAGGCUCUUCACUUGCAAAAUUUCAUGUGCAGCCACUGCUACUUUCUCCAUGAGCGAUCUCUUUCAUAUUAUCA
Molecule: messenger RNA, 1446 nt
Organism: Pomacea canaliculata
Lineage: Eukaryota; Metazoa; Mollusca; Gastropoda; Architaenioglossa; Ampullariidae
Exons: 4
Coding region: 1-723 (240 amino acids)
Source: RefSeq, a predicted model, not a curated record